AUGUCCCGGGAAAUUUAUGCUCUAUUAUUUAAUCUUAAUGUAGUAUUAAUGGCGCAGUUAAAGAAUAAUCAUGCCUUAAGUACUAUUAAGAAGACUAUUUUUAUUGUUGAAGAAAAUAAUCUUGAAGAAGUACCAACCUUCCAUAAAAUAAUUCGAAUUGUAUACGUUGUAGCACUUGCAUUAGUGGGUAUCAUUGCUACCAUAAUGUUCAACCGGAAUAUUCUUAAUUAUCAGAGUGGUGACACAAAUCAAAGUUUCUUCAAUACCCUAAACGUAAUCAAGUUGUUGCGUGCUCAGGAACGAUUCCGUUCGAAACCUCGGUCAUCAGAAUCGAUUGUUCAAUCAACCGCUACUCUUACGGAUGAAAAAACCGAUAAAAAUGAAAAGACGCAAGAAGAAUCCGUUGUUGUUCCCAACAAUUCAAUAUCGGAAUAUAGCACGAGAUUGGAGCCAAAAUCGAAUGAAUUCCCGACAAUAACACUUCCCAAAUCUCGAAGCAAUGCUGGACAAGAUAAUGCUUACAAUAAGAUAUCAUUAACGCAAAAACAACGACCAGGAUGGGAUGACGUCGAAAUGAUGCGUCAUGGCUUUAUUAACUGUGAUUGUGUACGAGCAACACCACCAGGAAAUUUCGCUCCACCGAUAACAAUCAAUGUUCACAACACAUAG
Molecule: messenger RNA, 669 nt
Organism: Loa loa (African eye worm)
Lineage: Eukaryota; Metazoa; Nematoda; Chromadorea; Rhabditida; Onchocercidae
Exons: 6
Coding region: 1-669 (222 amino acids)
Source: RefSeq, a predicted model, not a curated record